UGAGUCCCUGCUCGCCUCAGCGGAGCUGCGGCUCCCGGGCAAGGCCUGGCGAGGGCUCGAGGCUCCCUCGGUGGCUCCCGCCGCUCGGAACUGAGGCUCCGGGACGCGGGGUUUCCCCUGGCUCCGGUGCUGAAGGCUCCUCUCUGGAGCCGCUCACCUCGGGAAAUGACCCAAGAUGUUAAGAAUUAGACCUUACAAAUUGAAUCCCAGACUGUUCCUGAAGACCACUUCAAAAACAUCAGAACCCGUCUCACACUGUUGCCUUCAGCAGUCUUAGGAGUGCCAGGUACCCAACACAGCCGUGUAAUUUGAACCAACUGAGUCAAAAGAAAUCUCAUUAAGGACAGUUUCUCCCCUUUUACCUGAGGCCGUGUUUGUUUUAGGUAAAUUAAGUUAAAGGAGGGGCUGAAAGGCCCAGGCAAGAGCCCAGCCAUCAGGCUUCAGACCAUCAAAUGCCAUGGAGGGUGCAGCUGCAAGUCUCCUGCUCCAGGCCGCAGUGCAAUGUGUCUGUCAUCGCUCCCAGGACACCCAGCAGCAGCAGCGCCCACCACCCCGGCCAAGGGAGCACCCAGCGAGCAGCCCUGCCUUAUGGAGGCCCUGGAUGAUCACAGCCAGAGACAGUGAGAUGACAGAGAAUCAACAAAUGUCAGAACUGGAUGGUCAACUAGUAAAUUUUAGAUCAAAAGGAGCCCUGGGAUUUCAACAUCCAGUGAGACUUUAUUUGCCCAAGUCCAAAUCCCAAAAGUUUCUUAAUAACAUCGGAGAGAAGAUUCUGGCAAGCUUUCCAGUACAAGCCACAAUUCACUUCUACAAUGAUGACGCCGACUCUGAGGAAGAUGAAGAAGAAAUCAGUUCAGCCUAAGAAUGAGCAGUGGGUCAGCCUUGACAAACACAAAAUAAAAAUGAAAAAACUCGAAAGAUAAAAAAACUGUCAGAAACAUACGGAUAAACAUCUGACCAAACAAAGAAAUACAUCAAAGCUCAAACUAUUUAUAACUAUCCUACCAAAAAGAAUGAGUGAAUGCAACUGGAAACUAAGAGGAAAUCGUUUUGUGUUUUCAGAGACUUUUAAAUAAAACCCUGAAGCUGAACAGAAGAUUAUAAGGUUUGAAUCAAGUUGGUUUAAGUAACAUGGAUUAAGAACAUUAAGAACACUGAACUUAAUUACUAUUUUUUACUUUGCAGUCCUGAUAAAAUGAAAAUAGAAUUGAUUAUGGGGCAAAAUAAUAUAAUGUACAGAGCCAAAAUAACCCAAAAGCUUUGAAACAUAAUGUUUGAAUCUAAGGAAGAAACUAUUUAAAAUGCAAGGACUAUUGCUUAUUAGCUCUGGGGGAAUGUUUAUUCUGACAUCAGGUUCCUCCCUGUCAUUGGAGAAGUGCCUUAGUGUCAGUCAGAAAAAAGUCAUUAUUAAAAACUAUGAACGAUAUGUUAAA
Molecule: messenger RNA, 1433 nt
Organism: Pezoporus occidentalis (night parrot)
Lineage: Eukaryota; Metazoa; Chordata; Aves; Psittaciformes; Psittacidae
Gene: RIPPLY3
Product: ripply transcriptional repressor 3
Exons: 5
Coding region: 458-862 (134 amino acids)
Biological process (GO): embryonic pattern specification; negative regulation of transcription by RNA polymerase II
Cellular component (GO): nucleus
Source: RefSeq, a predicted model, not a curated record